Molecule: messenger RNA, 1263 nt
Organism: Plasmodium vinckei vinckei
Lineage: Eukaryota; Apicomplexa; Aconoidasida; Haemosporida; Plasmodiidae
Product: 26S protease regulatory subunit 7, putative
Exons: 2
Coding region: 1-1263 (420 amino acids)
Biological process (GO): proteasome-mediated ubiquitin-dependent protein catabolic process
Cellular component (GO): proteasome regulatory particle, base subcomplex
Molecular function (GO): ATP binding; proteasome-activating activity; ATP hydrolysis activity
Source: RefSeq, a predicted model, not a curated record
AUGGAAGAAGAGCCAACUACUCAAUCCAAGCCAUUAGAUGAUGAGGAUAUAAACAUUUUGAAAUCAUAUGGUUCGGGACCAUAUUCAAAAAGUAUAAAAAAAGUGGAAACCGACAUUACUGGGUUGCUUACUAGCAUUAAUAAGCUAUGUGGGGUAAGGGAAAGCGAUACAGGAUUAUGUUUGCCAAAUCAAUGGGACUUGCAAUUAGAUAAACAAAUGUUAAAUGAAGAGCAACCACUACAAGUAGCUAGGUGCACAAAGAUAAUAAAUUCUGAUACAGAUCAAACAAAAUAUAUAAUAAAUGUAAAACAAAUAGCAAAAUUUGUUGUUGGUUUAGGGGAUAAAGUAGCACCUAGUGAUAUUGAAGAAGGUAUGAGAGUUGGAGUUGAUAGAACAAAGUAUAAAAUUCAAAUUUUAUUACCUCCAAAAAUCGAUCCUAGUGUUACUAUGAUGACUGUUGAAGAAAAGCCAGAUAUAACAUAUAAUGAUAUUGGGGGAUGCAAAGAACAAUUAGAAAAAUUAAGAGAAGUUGUUGAAAUGCCUUUAUUACAACCUGAGAGAUUUGUAACAUUAGGUAUUGACCCACCCAAGGGUGUUUUACUUUAUGGGCCUCCAGGUACAGGAAAAACAUUAACAGCUCGAGCUAUUGCAAAUAGAACAGAUGCAUGUUUUAUUUGUGUUAUAGGUUCAGAAUUAGUUCAAAAAUAUGUAGGUGAGGGGGCAAGACUUGUUAGAGAAUUAUUUCAAAUGGCUAAAUCUAAAAAGGCAUGCAUUUUAUUUAUUGAUGAAGUAGAUGCUAUUGGAGGGUCAAGAGGAGAUGAAAGUGCUCAUGGAGAUCAUGAAGUUCAAAGAACUAUGCUUGAAAUAGUAAAUCAAUUAGAUGGUUUUGAUAAUAGAGGUAAUAUAAAAGUUAUAAUGGCAACUAAUAGGCCAGAUACAUUAGAUAGUGCUUUAGUUCGACCAGGUAGAAUUGACAGAAAAAUUGAAUUUAGUUUACCAGAUCUUGAAGGAAGAACACAUAUUUUUAAAAUACAUGCUAAUACUAUGAACAUGAGCAGAGAUGUGAGAUUUGAACUUUUAGCAAGAUUAUGUCCUAAUAGCACAGGAUCAGAUAUUAGAAGUGUAUGCACAGAGGCAGGUAUGUUUGCCAUCAGAGCAAGGAGAAAAACAAUUACUGAAAAAGAUUUAUUACUUGCAAUCAAUAAAGUUAUACAUGGCUGCAAACAAUUUUCGGCAACUGGAAAAUAUAUGGUAUAUAAUUAA